This is a messenger RNA of Kogia breviceps (pygmy sperm whale), 1346 nucleotides long. The record is from RefSeq and is a predicted model, not a curated record. Lineage: Eukaryota; Metazoa; Chordata; Mammalia; Artiodactyla; Physeteridae.
GCGGGCGCCGGCCCCGUCGGGGGCCCGGAGGGGGGUUCGGAGCGGGCAAAGGGGCGGCUCCGGCGGGCGGACUCGGAGCGGGCCGCGGAGUGACCCGGCCAGCUGUGCGGCGCAGCAACAUCUGGUUUCCUCCAGCCGGACCCCAGCCCGGCCUCUGGAGCAGACAGAGCCUCCAGCAGAGUUGGGGGACAUCACGGUCCCCUUCGGCGCUACCCUCUAGGAUCCGAGAGGCGCUUUUCAGACUCCACCCUAAGUGCUUCCUGCUGCAGCAGACAAGUAGACCUCAGUCCCAGUCUCCUGUCCCCUGACACCAGUCCAGCCCGCCUCGUUGUGUAACCAUGAGAGCUGCCUACCUCUUCCUGCUGUUCCUGCCCGGCCUGCUGGCUCAGGGCCAGUACGACCUGGAUCCGCUGCCUCCGUUCCCAGACCACGUCCAGUACACCCACUAUAGCGACCAGAUCGACAACCCGGACUACUAUGAUUAUCAAGAGGUGACUCCUCGGCCCCCGGAGGAGCAGUUUCAGUUCCAGUCCCAGCAGCAAGUCCAACAGGAGGUCGUCCCAGCUCCCACCUUAGAACCAGGAACUGUAGAGACGGAGCCCACGGAGCCUGGGCCUCUAGACUGCCGCGAGGAGCAGUACCCGUGCACCCGCCUCUACUCCAUACACAAGCCUUGCAAACAGUGUCUCAACGAGGUCUGCUUCUACAGCCUCCGCCGUGUGUAUGUCAUCAACAAGGAAAUCUGUGUCCGCACGGUCUGUGCCCACGAGGAGCUCCUGCGAGCUGACCUGUGUCGUGACAAGUUCUCCAAAUGCGGCGUGAUGGCCAGCAGCGGCCUGUGCCAAUCUGUGGCGGCCUCCUGUGCCAGGAGCUGCGGGGGCUGCUAGGGUGUAACUGGUACCCCGAGCCCUGGACCCUCCUCGGAUCUGGGGCCCUCAGGCUCUGCCUGACCUGGUGCUUUUCUCCCCAGCCAGACGUUCCUUUUACCCGGUAAAAAGUUAGUGGCUGCGGCGCCGGGGGUUGCCUCAGGCCCUUCCCCCAGCCUGUGGCCACCCUUGGGGCACAAAGGGGGCUCCCCAGUGUCCAGUCUCUGCCCCCAGGUGGGGGCCAUCCCAGGCCUCUCUAUGGGACCUGGACCCCUGAUGUGCCUUCUCCAUCGGUCCGAGGACAGUCCCCCACUCCAGCCCCACCCCCAAGGUAGGCUAUGACCCUCACCCCAGCUGGUCUGCUUGGAUUUCCUACAGCCCCUGGGCAUAGACCACCUUGGUUUUAUACAGAAUUAAAAACAGGUUUUUACAAAAGAUUCAGAGUCACUUUUUCGGUCAAGGGCACAGAGGAGAUGGCCA